Molecule: messenger RNA, 906 nt
Organism: Puma concolor (puma)
Lineage: Eukaryota; Metazoa; Chordata; Mammalia; Carnivora; Felidae
Source: RefSeq, a predicted model, not a curated record
AUGGCUGGCAGUGUAGACCCCUUGGUGGAUGUGGUGGGAGCCAAGGCAACCCCCGAAAUGGGUGAGGGACUGACCAGACCUCUCUCAGCCUCUCCUUACCUGGAAGGUGGCUGUCACAGCUCAUUUGGUGUGGUGUUGGCACUCUAUGUAUACGAGUACCUGUUGCACGUUGGUGCCCAGAAGUCAGCCCAGACCUUUCUGUCCGAGAUCCGAUGGGAGAAGAACAUUACGCUGGGGGAGCCCCCAGGGUUCCUGCAUUCCUGGUGGUGCAUCCCUUGUGUGAUGGCUUGUGCUAGCCCCAGGGACGGCAGAGAGGACACUCAAGCAGGAAGUGACCUGACCUGGUUUUCAUGGUAUUCCCCACCCCUGCAGAGCUCUGUAGCGGCCCCUAGUCCAGUGAUGGGGAGCAUGGCCCCCAACGACGCAAUGGCAGCAGGCCCCAUGGCACCCGGCUUCUUCCAGGGCCCCCCCGACUCCCAGCAGCCCCCCCACAACCCCAACGCCCCCAUGAUGGGGCCUCACGUUCAGCCCUUCAUGUCACCGCGGUUCCCAGGGGGCCCCCGGCCCGCCCUGCGGAUGCCGAGUCAGCCUCCGGUGGGCCUCCCCGGCUCCCAGCCCCUCCUCCCUGGAGCCAUGGAACCCUCCCCGCGUGCUCAGGGGCAUCCGAGCAUGGGCCCAAUGCAGAGGGUGACACCUCCACGGGGCAUGGCCGGCGUUGGACCCCAGAGCUAUGGAGGUGGCAUGCGGCCCCCACCCAACUCUCUCACCGGCCCGGGCCUGCCCGCCAUGAACAUGGGCCCUGGAGUGCGAGGCCCAUGGGCCAGCCCCAGCGGAAACUCGAUCCCCUAUUCCUCCUCCUCCCCCGGCAGCUACACGUACUCGCCGGGGAUGACCAUGAGCGUGUGA